Messenger RNA from Haliotis rubra (blacklip abalone), 3136 nucleotides. Its product is annotated as transcriptional repressor scratch 2-like. The transcript is spliced from 2 exons. Gene Ontology annotation, biological process: regulation of DNA-templated transcription. Gene Ontology annotation, molecular function: DNA-binding transcription factor activity, RNA polymerase II-specific; RNA polymerase II cis-regulatory region sequence-specific DNA binding. NCBI's taxonomy places the organism in Eukaryota, Metazoa, Mollusca, Gastropoda, Lepetellida, Haliotidae. The record is from RefSeq and is a predicted model, not a curated record. The coding region runs from base 521 to 1375 and encodes 284 amino acids.
AGAUGAAGCGACUGAAACGCGUACGGAUUUGUCACCGCGCAUGCCGCAUUGUGAGCCGCUAUUCUCUUCAGGCCGUCUUGAACGCAUGUGCAAUUGGGGGUGGCGUAUAAAAAGCGAGGGCCUUCAUCUCAGCUACAGAUCGUUCGUCACCAGUCAGCGAAGCCACAGCGAAAGCGCUCAGCGCGGCGUGCUCCUACUGACAGAAGGCUGAGACUUCUACCGAUAGUGGUCAUUGACAGACUCAACAAGGGCCGUGCGCAACUGUUACCCGGCCCACAAGUAGAUCUACUACCUGCUGCUAAGAUCGGCAGGGUCUGCUUGAUAAUACGCCAGUUUUCGCCGCUAUUGAUAGUCUCUCUCGUGGGACAGUAUAACCGCUAGAUGUGUGAAGUGCUUCCAGUCAGCACGCUAUCUGAUUGUUGCUAACCGCUGGGGCCAUCUGUCGGCGUUCAACCCCUCUAGCUCCGCUAUAAGAAGCGGUUAACCUGGGUACCACUGCCUUUCGACAUCACCGGCAAACAUGCCACGGUCGUUCCUCGUGAAGAAGUCCAAAAGUGACGAUGACAGGCCUUCCUACCACAGCUACAGAGUGAGGGACAUCUACAACGACGAUUCAGUCGACAGCCUCAAGGCAGCUACCCCAUACACUCCCGCUAUUCAGCCUUUGGCCGUCAGAGUCAACAACGGCUACAUUCACGAUGUUAUUGCUCCGGUCUGGAUCCAAGAUGGCGGGGAAUGCGAAAAGACGAUGGAAGGGGCGUCUAUGUCCAAACCCGACUGCGGGACGUCGACGGCGACGGAGAGCAUCCCCGAAGAGUCAGACGACGACAGCUUCAAGGACCACGUUGGUGUGACAAUAGGAUAUACGUACGAUGCCUUCUUUAUCAGUGAUGGUCGAUCUCGGAAACGGAACGCUGUUGGAAUCCCGGAGAAAAACACUGGCAAACAGCGCUACACGUGCAACGAAUGUGGAAAGGACUACGCAACGUCGUCUAACCUUUCACGUCACAAGCAGACCCACAGGAGCCUUGACAGUCAGCAAGCAAAGAAGUGCCCGCAUUGUGAUAAAGUUUAUGUCAGUAUGCCCGCGCUGUCCAUGCACAUAUUAACUCACAACCUGAGACAUGCCUGUGACGUGUGUGGAAAGUCAUUCAGUAGACCGUGGCUGCUUCAAGGACACCUUCGAUCCCACACGGGGGAGAAGCCUUUCGGAUGUGCCCACUGUGGCAAGGCGUUUGCCGACAGAUCGAACCUGAGGGCUCACAUGCAAACCCACUCAGCCUUCAAACAUUUCAAAUGUAAGCGUUGUGAUAAGUCGUUUGCUCUCAAGUCGUACCUGAACAAACACUACGAAUCUGCCUGCAUCAAGGACUGAGGUUGUGCGGUUUUUUCCAGAGUUUUUUUGGUGCAAUAGAACUAUUUUGUCUAAUUAUAUACACACGAUUAUAUAUGUUGUAGACAUUGAUCUGACAGUGUACAUUAUAUUGACUGUUUUAUCAUAUUUCUGAAGAAACUGUUUUUAAAUAUUUACACUAGGUUGAAUCAGUGGUGUUCGACAGUUAAUGUUACACCGUCUUUGUUACGAGUUUCUAUAAUGGUGACCAUAUGGUCGACUCUAACGGGGGCUUGGUCAUCCACGAAUGCUAUUGCCUCCAUUGUUACCCCCUCCCCUCACACCCCACCCCCUCCGGUCGCGCGCCUUUGAUUCACCCCCUUUUUAUCCUAGUGUUGAUCCGCUUGAAUUACAGUAACAUUAUUUCCCAAACCAGACUCAAUUAUCGGGGCUGAUCGAUUCUCGCUCUCCGACCCCGAAGCUUUAACAAACAUCAACAAUAGCAAACACGAGUGGUUAUGAGUAAUUUAGUAGCAAGCAACUGGUUGGCAUUGGGUUAUUUAUAAUUCAUAACAUUAAUAUGGAUAAUUUCCGUUAGCUUUUGUUUAACCAUCUGACAUGGCAGAAAAAUCCAUUCUUUGUCCAAAUUCCCACGAUCUCUUGGAUUCGUUGCAUAUAAUAAAAUGCAACCAUGCUUUGUUGGGUUGAAUUCUCUUUGUUAAAAGCAGUUACAUUAUCAAAAAGGCGCCGACUCCACCACGCAAUGUCCCACUCCCAUGCUUUCCUGUUCUAGCGUUGUGAAUAUCUAACGUGUAUUUUUCUAUCAGAUUGGUGCAUUAUGAAGUGAAUGUUUUCACAUGUUCCGCGUACUCUCGAGCAGCAGUACCAAGCGUCGGGAAACGUGCAAUAUUUGUAUAUUUUAGCAGAAUUUCUGCAGCCCACCCUGCGGUUUGUACUUACCAUUUGUAUAUACCCUUUGUACAAUGAUUUCGCCUAGCGUUCAUCGAUAGGGCAUGUAGAACCUACGUUUGUAUUCUCGCACAUAGUGUUUACUCUGUGUCAGUUGCUCCAACUGAAUCUCUUUCACCAUAUUAAACAUAUCAUAUUUUCCUACGUAUGAAUUGGGGUCUUGAGCGACCAUCAUUUCAUUUAUUAGGAUUUUUUCCUACUACUUAAUGUUUUGUAAGUAGAGUAUUUUUCACACUUUUACACCCAGUUUGAUCUGUAUCGUGGCUGCCUCCUGGUCACCGCUCCGUGUUAGAGAGAUGCACUUUCACUUAUGCAAAUCACCAUAUUAUUGCCCUUAUAAGGACCUAGCUCCAGAACAAUGCCUUGUAUAUAUCCAAUACCUCAACAGUAUUACUUUGUCAAGAGCCGACAGCCGACUGGCAGUCAUAGUCCCAUUUUGCGUCACAAAGCAAAGAUGCGUACUUAAUGUAUAUAGUUCUUUAUAUCGUAGAAACCAAAGACAUCUUAUUUACAGCACUUUUUACUCACCCCACAGUCAUUUUUAUACAGUCAUUUUAUACACUCGGGGAACACCGAUCCUUGUCACUUUUAUCUCUACAUCUGUAUUUUAUAUUUAUUUUCUACUUUUAUGUUUGUUAUUUCAUUUUUGAGUUUGUUGAUUUUGUACCUUCUUUGUCACUUUGUCAUUUUUUCCAAAACCACACAUGCUGAAAAGUGCAAUAUGUAAAUUGUAUAUUAUAUAUUUAUACAUAGCAAUAACUGGACUUGGACCUUUGUCCGGGCUUAUGCACAAGCAUAAAUUUUCCUGCUUGUUAAAUAAAUAGAUCAAAAUAA